Cladocopium goreaui is the source of this 1485-nucleotide messenger RNA. Lineage: Eukaryota; Dinophyceae; Suessiales; Symbiodiniaceae. The record is from the annotation of a GenBank genome assembly.
AUGUAUGCAGAGCGUAGUAGUGACUCCAUGGGGCCCUUGGGUCCCUUUGAGCCCUUGGGUCCCUUGGGUCCCCGGGAGGGGUGCCACUACAUGCGCCCCACGUUGUCCUUGCCCCGAGCGCCUCUGGAACCACUGCACCGGCGCCAGCUGCCGCGCGUUCCCACGUCGCCGCGGCCGUCCAGCGGACGGCCCUGCAGGCGGCCUAUGGGAAGAGUAAUGUCGCGCCAAGAGAAAAGAAGCUGCCGCAACAUGCCGUGGGUUUCUGCUGAUAUGCUCCUGGAACAAUCUGAACUGUACCGUUCAAAGAUGUCCAGUGGGUCAGCGUUUUUCAGCCUGCAGUCGCAGUCGGAGCAUGGCUCGCCCAAAUCAUCCAGUUCUCCCAGCUCCCCAACGUCUCCGGCGUCUCCCUCCUGCACGGUGCCACGGCCCUCAGCCCCCGAGCCAGUGGAGCGGGACGCCGCAUCGCCGGGGGAGCGGUUGCAGCCGGUGGAAGCGUGGGAAGAGGAGGAUUUGGGCGGGAGCUUGCGAAGUGCCGACUUCCACCGCGACACCCCUAUCACCUCCUCGACUCCAUCCCCACCACCCUCCACGCCGCCACCGGUCUGUUCGCUGGCGUCGUCGGCGCAGCAGUUCAUGCAGCGCAGACGGCAAGCAGCCGAGCAGGAAAACAUGCAGCAGACAGAGUGGCAACACUUCAUUCGGAAGAGGAAUUCCUCCAGUGAAGACCCCGAAGAUGACGCGCCCAUCGUGCGCGCGGAAAAAUCCACGCGGCAGCCCUCGAGCCCGGGGGCGCCGAUGUCCAUUGCAGAGCUGUACCAGCUGUGCAAUCAGAUUUCCAAGACCAUGCUGGUGCCUAUCGCGGAGGUGAAGGCUUGCUUCGAUGACUUCAUAAGUCUGGACCUGGAUGGCUCCUUUACGCUCUCUGCCGAUGAGUUUGAGAAGGCCGUGAGAAGGUCGUGUCGGAUGACCGAGGGCGAAAUGCUGCCGGAGAACUUGGCGCUGAAGUAUCCGCAGAUGGAUUCGGAUGGAAAUCGCGUCGUGGAUUUCAAGGAGUACGUCCGCUGGUGUCAGGGCGCCAGCUGGUCGGAGCAGCUCUUAGUCAGAGACGACCGGGACCGGGAAGCCCGGCGCUUGGCUCGGGUCUAUGGCAUUCACCUUCUGGAUGUGGAACGUUUACGUCGCCUCUUCGACAGCUACGCCUCGCAAGAGACAUCUCGUGUCAUUACACAAGACAGGUUCUCCCAGGCCCGGAAUCCUGGAUGCAGAGUUGAACUAGACAGCAGACUCAGCAGACAUGGAGAUCUGACCAGCGUGAUCCGUGGCAUCUUGAAGGUCUCAGAUCCUUCGGACGUGCCUCAGAGUCGUUUGGAACGCUACUGGCGCGAAAUCGACUUGGACGGCAGCGGCACGGUGGACUUUGAAGAGUUCGUCAUUUGGAUGAAUGAUCGGGGCCCACAGCAGAGCUCCUUUCUGACACGCGACUGA